Molecule: messenger RNA, 1854 nt
Organism: Arctia plantaginis
Lineage: Eukaryota; Metazoa; Arthropoda; Insecta; Lepidoptera; Erebidae
Source: the annotation of a GenBank genome assembly
AUGUUGGGAAUUAAAGUGUGGCUUUUUGUCUCAGGAUGGAUUGCAUUAGCAUCGUCACAAGCACCACCAGGCUUUAACUUGCCAACACUAACGCACGUGGACAGAAACUGGUACGUCACGUCCUCGGAUCCUAUUGGUUCAUUCGUGACCAAAGUGUAUCGAGACAGUACUGGCAGUGAUCCCGUUAUCUUCGGUUUGGAGACUACGGGACCACCGGUGCCGUUCCAGAUUGACCCCCACACUGGGGUCGUCACUGUGAAUGAUACGUUGAUUGAUAAGGAGAAAAAGUCAUAUUCACUAUGGGUGACAGCGUACGACGGCUCCAUACCCCAAAAGACCGAAGUCUAUGCAACCAUCACGGACAAAUCAGGCCAGAGACCUAAACUACCUCACCCGCCACCUAUAAGAUUUCCGGGGUACCAGCACGAACCUUUCCAGCCAAACUUUACAAGAACCACUCAAAGCACAACCAAAGAAAUAUAUCAACAAGCAAUUGAUACAAUCGUACCUGAAACAUCGACAACAAUUCCUACGUUAAGUCCUCCAAAAACUCCUGAUGAUAUUCCCAAAGUUGAUAAAGAUAUUGAAAGUAAUGAUAAAAACAAAAGCUCGGUGCCUCGUGAAGAAACUCUGACAAAUGAAGUGCCUUUGACAGUAAUACCUCUAGUCGCUAUUGGUGGUUUGGUUGUUAUUGUGGCCGGGGUGGUACUAUUUAUCUGUAAGAAGAACAAUACACAAAAGAAGGAUAGCAAAAAGGAUGACAUGAGCAAAGACUCAAGUGGUAUCGUUCUAGAAGAUGCUUCUUUCAACAUGUGGAAUCACCCAAGAGCGGACUCCAACAGAUACGAAUCUUGGGAUAAUAAUCAUUUACAGCUAUCAGAAGAAACAUCAAUAUCAAAAGAUGACAAUCCUCCUGACAAAUGGGAGUUCCCUCGACAUAGACUCAAGAUAUUUCAUAUAGUCGGAGAAGGCGCGUUUGGUCAAGUCUGGAGAGCUCAGGCCAUUGACAUAGCUGGGAAAAAAGGAGAACAGACAGUGGCAGUGAAGACACUAAAAGAAAACGCAUCGGAGAAGGAAAAAAUAGACUUGCUGCAAGAACUCUUGGUCAUGAAGAACUUGGGCUAUCAUCCAAACGUAGUUCAGUUAAUUGGCUGCUGUACUGAAAAGGAACCUACCCUUGUAAUAAUGGAGUUCGUGAGCCUGGGCAAGCUGCAGCAAUUCCUCCGAGAUUCAAGAGCAGAACGACAUUAUGGUAACACUCAUGGCAGUCAGUUCCUCACGUCACAAGAUCUUACAAAGUUUGCAUUCCAAGUUGCCAGAGGGAUGGAGUUCCUUAGUUCACAAGGAAUAAUCCACAGAGACUUGGCAGCGCGUAAUGUGCUAAUUACUGAGGAUAGGGUGUGUAAGGUAGCAGACUUUGGUUUUGCGAGAGAUAUUGCAGACACGCAUGUAUAUGAGAGAAAAAGUGAUGGUCGCCUUCCUAUAAGAUGGAUGGCACCAGAGUCUCUGUACGACAAUAUAUUUAGCGUUAAGUCUGAUAUUUGGAGCUUCGGGAUCCUAUUGUGGGAGAUCGUCACUCUUGGCUCUACACCAUACCCCGGACUCUCUGCUAACGAAGUCAUGAAAAAGGUCAUCGAGGGUUAUCGCCUGGAAAAACCUGAGCACUGUCAUCGGGAGCUUUACAAUAUAAUGUAUUACUGCUGGGAAGCAGAACCAAAUGCAAGACCAGAUUUCACAGACAUCGUGCUGCGAUUCGAACCUCUCAUUAACAAGGAUAUGGACUACAUUGAACUAGAAAGAUUUCCUGACCAUUCGUAUUAUAAUCUGCAACAUUUGGAUGGAGAAAAGCUUUGA